Molecule: messenger RNA, 626 nt
Organism: Drosophila kikkawai
Lineage: Eukaryota; Metazoa; Arthropoda; Insecta; Diptera; Drosophilidae
Gene: moi
Product: modigliani
Source: RefSeq, a predicted model, not a curated record
UUUUGUAUUGAUGGUCACACUGUGUUUUGUGCAUGUCUAUUUCCGUCUUUUGAUUUACCGCAAAUUCGUUCGAUUGUUGCUAUCUUGUAAUGAGCGAGGAGCAAUCAGGCGGUGCCCAAAAUAUCCCUGAAUACUGUCAUUACUUCAAGACUUUGCUGGUAGAGGAACUAGUCCUGGAAUCGGACUACCGAAAGCUGCAUUACGGCCAGUGCUCAGUAAUUGGUCGACUGCGGGUGGCGGAGCACUUUCGGCUGGAGAACGUAUGUGUGCGAAGCCUGCCACAGGACUGCUGCCUGCCUGAGGGCGCGCUAUCCCUGCUUCUGCUGGGCCUUACCUACGACAAGGCCACCAAGCAGCGAGUGAGCAACGGGUGCUACUGCAUUUUACGCGGUGAAGUGGUUCUGUGCAAUGUCUUGCGGCCCAAAAGUCCCACAUUGACCGCGCGGGGCAUUCACGAGCAGUUAGCCAGCCUUGGCCAAGAUUCACUUGCUCAGCAAAAGCUUCUCAGUGACCUGAAACUCACCCACAAGCCGGCAAUCGCUGUGUGGUUCGCUCAGAAGAUCGAUGCAACGGAUGAGUUGUUGAGUCACCGCCUGGAGAUUAGGAGUCUAGUACAUGAGAGAUGA